Messenger RNA from Racocetra fulgida, 811 nucleotides. The record is from the annotation of a GenBank genome assembly. NCBI's taxonomy places the organism in Eukaryota, Fungi, Glomeromycota, Glomeromycetes, Diversisporales, Gigasporaceae.
GCUAAAGACCUUAUAAAAUCCAUAUUACAACUUGAACCAAAAGAACGACCAACAUUAAAACAGAUUUUACAACAUGCAUGGUUUACGAAAAAUGAAAAGGAACCUAUAAAACAAGCAACAAUAGUACAAUCGGGAAAUAAUAACGACGCAAUUGGGCAUCUUGAACGUCAACGACAAGAAAUUUUUUUAUUAAAACAAAAACAAGAUGCACAAAAUUAUUAUCCACCGGGAUUUAUUCGCAACAAAGGGGGUGAUGUAGCAUCAAUAGCACCUUCUGCAUUUCAAACACGAUUAACAGGAAUGACAACUGCGAUAGAUAGUUGUUCUACAUCGCGGAAAACUUUUGGUCCUUCAACUUCAAAAUCAUCUCGAAGAUCCUCGAUUGAUAGUAAGACUUUUAAUGAAAAGAUUUUUUUUACAACUCCUGAAGAAAAAGAAUUAUUAGAUAAACUAGAAGGCUUAGGUUUUGAUGUCCAAGCUAUAAAAUCUAGUGUUUUAGAAGGCAAAGUAGACUCUGCUAGUGGACUUUGGUGGCUUUUAUUAACAAAACUAAGAGAAAAAAUAAGGAUUGAAGGUGCACCAAGUUCAGUAACAAUGGUAGACGUUGCUGUUGGUACUAGUGAUGAUGAAUUAGAAAUUGCAGAUGAUAUUGAGGAAGAACCUGAUAGCAUGGACUCGCCUGUAGAUAGUAACAUGUCAUCUCAGGAAGAUGAUUGUAAUAAAAUAAUAGCUGAAAAUUCUAUGAAAGUUCCGGAAAAGAUGUUACCACCUACACCACCACCUAAAACAUAUCAUACAGCUCCAGCUUCGC